Molecule: messenger RNA, 1518 nt
Organism: Daldinia loculata
Lineage: Eukaryota; Fungi; Ascomycota; Sordariomycetes; Xylariales; Hypoxylaceae
Product: KptA family-domain-containing protein
Exons: 2
Coding region: 351-1325 (324 amino acids)
Biological process (GO): tRNA splicing, via endonucleolytic cleavage and ligation
Molecular function (GO): tRNA 2'-phosphotransferase activity
Source: RefSeq, a predicted model, not a curated record
UGGAUCUCUAUCUCUUAUUGACUUCGAAGCUACCGGCGCAGCUCAGUGUCGCAACUUACUACUUAACAGGUGUGGCACUACAACGCUAAUCCUAUACUUAAAUGGUGAAAUAAAGAAUACAUCCUUCUAGCGCUCACUCGCUCACCUGCUGUCAUAAUCAUUCACUUUAUAAACGUCGUUGCACUCUGGCUCUAACUAGCCUAUACUUAAUCAGGCGGCUGCCCUUCCGCUGCUACUCGGCUGCGCGCAUUCUCCAGGCUCGGCUUACACCGUCAUCGCCGGCCGCGCACAGCUUCUAUACUAGCAGUAGUUGUUAUAGCAAAGGCAAAGAGGGAGGGAACUGGUUAGAGAUGGCAGACGACGAGUUCGCCGAAGCCGCAGAGCGAAUGGAGGGCAUGGCGCUCAGAGGUAAAGGCAGAGGAGGACGGGAUCGACGCGGCGGCGGCGGCGGAAGAGGAGGUGGGAAGGGCCAGGACCGCGAGAUGUUGAUUUCGAAGGCGCUGUCAUCGCUGCUCCGACAUCAGGCUGAGAACGCGGGUAUUAAGCUCGAUGGUGAGGGGUACGCGCCGCUGGAUAAAGUGAUCCAAUGGCCGCGCAUCCGCUCGCUCAACCCGUCCUUCGACGAGAUCCGCUCCUCAGUCGCGGACAAUGCCAAGCAGCGCUUCGCCAUGAAGCCUAAGGACCCAUCUACGGAUCCGGAGAGCGCGCCGGCCGACCCAGCCGCGUGGCUGAUCCGCGCUAACCAGGGCCACAGCAUCGCGCUCGAGGCCGAGGCUAUCCAUAAGCCCGUCACUCUGGAAGACGCUAACGUGCCGCCGAUCGUCGUCCACGGCACUUACUUCGCCUUCUGGCCCGCAAUCGUGGCGUCCGGCGGGCUGAAGCGCAUGGGCCGGCAGCACGUGCACUUCGGGACGGGGUUGUUGCCCGAGGACGGCGAUGCUGGUACUAGUCAAGGGGGAGGCAAUAGUGGAGUGGUCAGCGGCAUGAGGUCCGAUGCAGAGCUGCUUAUGUUUGCGGACGUAGAGAAGAGCUUGAGAGAGGACAGCGGGAUUAAGUGGUGGAUUAGCGCGAAUGGGGUCGUGCUAACGGACGGGAAUGAGGAUGGUCUGGUGCCGCUGAAGUAUAUCAAGGAAGUUAGGGGACGCAAGCAGGGUGUGGGUGUCUUAUGGCGCGAUGGCGAGAAGGUAGUGGAUUUGCCGCCGGAUAUUGUUAUGAAGGCACCUAUGGGGAAGAGUAGAGGGGGUGCAGGUGCAGGAAGGGGAGGUCGAGGAGCUCGAGGAGGACGGAGAGGUGGAAAGGGGGGAGGUCAGGGAGAGGCAAAGUGAAUGCUCGACAACGCAAGAAGUAUGAGCGCCUAAAAAAAAUAUGUGUUACUCAGGUCAAGGACACGUAGAAAUAAUUAUGAUGCUAAGCCCUGGGAUUAAAUUCCUCCUUGUUGUGACUCGGUUGUUACAUUCACCGUAUUGCCAACAUUGAUUCGUCGUCUUAAAGUAGUAUGACAAACCCCUUUGAACUUGG